GCACUUGAUAUCAUGAGCAAGACUCCAGAGGAUGUGUUACAAACAAUGGUUGAGCAAACAGCAAAUUCAUACUACAAUUCUCCUUCAGAUCUUGUUGUUUCUUUCAUCCAUGCAGCCAUGACUGGACUAGGGUUCGACUUGAUUGGGAAUACUGGUGACCAGGCUAGCUUGUCCAAAGAGUCUACAGCAGACAAGAACAAACUGCCAUUCGACUGGAAUGCGUCUACUGAUGCUUAUUCAUUGUCUUACUUGUUUUCAAAGACCUUGACUACAUACCUUGUCAAGGCAGUUAAAAUGGGAAACAAACUCAUUGUCCAUGGCAUGAACUUGCAGGACGAAUCUGUACAUGAUUUUACAGUAGGAAUCAAUACAGUUGUCGCUUCAUCUGCUGUCUUUCCAUUCAAGGUUGCUACUGCAGAUCCGCAGACAUUGGCCACACCCUGGGAAUCUACUCGACUGUCAUUGUUGUUUGUCUCGCGAGAAAGAGCUGAGCAACUUCUCCAUGAUUUCAAGUCUAGUAUGAUUGAUGCUCUGCUAAAAGAACAGGCACACACUAGAUCUGGGCAAUCUUAUAAAGCCAUCGAUCCUAUGUUGGUAACUGCUCAUGAUAGUAUCAUUCGUGAUCAUCGUCCACCAUUAUCUAUCCGACCAGAUACCGAAACCAAAUCUGGCACAAUCGAGACUGAGUUUAACUCACAUAUUCCCAACCGAUUUGGUGUUGGAGAUGUUGAUCUUGACCCAUUGGCUGCUGCACCAGGCAUGAUGAAUCCAAUUCAUGGGUUUCCCAAAGGAUUCGGUAGUGGACCAAUGCAUCCUGGAGGUGGCAUGAUUGUGGGUCCUGAUCAUCCCAUGUUCAAUAACCCAGUCAAUCCCUUGUACUCUGCAGGUGGUCCACCUGGAUUUCCACCUGGUGCUGUUCCUCCAGGUGCUAGAUUCGAUCCAGUCGGUCCAUUUGGGCAGCGGCCAAAUAGAUAUGGAGGAUUUCCCAAUAGACAGCCUGGUCAGUUUAGUGGUGAUCCUGAUAAUGACGAUCUACUGCCUCCAGGACACUACGAUAUGUACAUGUAAUGCUCUUUUACCAACUCGUCUAAACAUUGCAUUAUUGCCAUGUUCAUAUAAAUGGAGCAAUAAUAACAGUGUCAAAAUGUAUAAUAAACAAUCAUGGAAUGAUUGAUGUCAA
Molecule: messenger RNA, 1180 nt
Organism: Batrachochytrium dendrobatidis JAM81
Lineage: Eukaryota; Fungi; Chytridiomycota; Chytridiomycetes; Rhizophydiales
Exons: 2
Coding region: 13-1068 (351 amino acids)
Biological process (GO): proteasome-mediated ubiquitin-dependent protein catabolic process
Molecular function (GO): proteasome binding; endopeptidase inhibitor activity
Source: RefSeq, a predicted model, not a curated record